AUGGGCUGCCUACCACCUUGCCUUCCCAGGCUCCUCCUGCCUUCCCAGGCUGCCGGCUCCUCUCAGGCCCCCGAAGUGGCCUGUUCCCUCCCACACGGCUGUAAGCAGGAUGCAGUUUGUCGCCCAGAUGCAGACAUGCUGGACUACCUGCUGAGCCUGGGCCAGAUCAGCCAGCGGGAUGGCCUGUUGGUCACCUGACACUAUGCUGCCAACAGCCAGAAGGACAUGAGGACUGCCCUGGAAAGCGACGUCAUGGUCCUGGAGGUGGAUGUCAACCUAGAAGAGCUCAACACAGCCAACGAGACAGGGGUUCCCAUCAUGGCGCACCCCCCACUCAUCUAUAGUGACAACACCCUGGAGCAGUGGCUGGAUGCUGUGCUGGCCUCUUCCCAGAAGGGUAUCAAGCUAGACUUUAAGAGUAUCAAGGCUGUGGGCCCCUCCCUGGACCUCCUGCGGAGACUGACAGAUGCUGGGAAAGUCCGGAGGCCUGUAUGGAUCAAUGCCGACAUCCUGAAGGGCCCCAGCGUGCCCAUCUCCAUCGAAGUCAAUGCCACACAGUUCCUGGCCUUGGUUCAGGAGAAGUAUCCUGAGGCCACCCUGUCUCCAGGCUGGACCACCCUCUACGUGCUCCUGUUGCCGAACAGCACAUACACCCGAGCCAUGAUAGAGAAGAUGCAGGAGCUGGUGGGAGCGCUGCCGCAGAGGGUCACCUUCCCCGUGCGGGCUGUCAUGGCGCGGGCUGCCUGGCCCCAUUUCAGCUGGCUGCUGGGCCAGUCGGACAGGUACAGCCUGACACUGUGGCAGGGCGUCUCGGACCCCGUGUCGGUGGAUGAUCUUCUCUACAUCCGGGACAACUCUGCCAACCACCAAAUCUACUAUGACCUCUUCGAGCCUGUCCUGUCGCAGUUCAAGCAGCUUGCAAUGAACGCCACAUGGAAGCAAAGUUACUAUACAGGAGGCAGCCUGAUCCCCCUUCUCCAGCUCCCCGGGGGCGACGCUCUGAGCGUGGAGUGGCAGCUUCCAGGUAUCCAGGGCAAUGCAACAGCAGCAACAGUUCAACUCUCAGGAAAAGAAGGCAUGAUCCUGCUGAACGUCGGCCUCCAGGAGCCUGGCGCUGGAGAUGCCAUGCCCAUCGUGUAUGCCUCGGGUGACUCUGCCCUGGCGCUGGAGUCGUGCCUGCUGCAGCUCACCACACACCCUGGACGCUGGGGAGUCCAUUUGCUCAUAGCAGAGCCCACAGCCCUUCUGCCAGCCCUGGCCGUGCUGGCCCACCUCUCCAACCUCAGUUGCUUCUCUCUGCCUGUGUGGGUGGGGGCCACAGUCUCCCAUGGGAGCUUUGCAGUGCCUGGCUACGUGCCCGGCAAGGAGCUGCUCACCGCUGUGGCUGAGGUUUUCCCCCACGUGACAGUGGCCCUGGGCUGGCCUGAGGAGGUACUGGGCAAUGGCUACAAGGAGCAGCUGCUCCCGGAUGUGCUGGAGCUGAGCAAGGGCCUCUGGCAGUGUGUGUCCUUCCAGCUCCAGUCUGGGCCGCUGGGCCAGAGCACGGCCGGGGUGGUGGCCAGGUUACUGGCAGCCUCCCCCAGGGCCACCAUCACAGUGCAGCACAGCCCUUGGGCGGGCAACUAUACAUCUGUGUGGAAAGGGCUGCUGGCGGCCAGGGCCGUGGACAAGACCCGGGUCUACUACAUGCUGCUCAAGGGUUAUCACGAAGACCUGCUUGCAGAUGUUGGCAGAAACUGACCUCCCAGUGGUGCUGGACAGGAGGUCCCUGGGGUCAGGCUUCUCGUGGGGGAGGAGGAAGAAAUAAACGCCC
Messenger RNA from Myotis lucifugus (little brown bat), 1813 nucleotides. Its product is annotated as protein FAM151A-like. The transcript has a single exon. The record is from RefSeq and is a predicted model, not a curated record. Lineage: Eukaryota; Metazoa; Chordata; Mammalia; Chiroptera; Vespertilionidae.